AUGUCGACGCAGUGCGCGAUCUGCAUGGUGAAGAUGCCGACGCUCCAGAACCUCAAGGACCACUACGUGGGCAAGCACCCGAAGGAGUGCCUCCCCGCGGGCCUCGAGGACGGCAUCAAGGCCGCCGAGGCGAAGAAGAAGGCGAACGAGGAGAAGAAGAAGGGCAAGGCGCCGCCGGGCGACGGGCCCGGCAAGAAGAAGAAGGGCGGCGGCGACGAUCUGAGCCUGCUCAUGGAGGGCCUCAACACCGGCAAGAAGAAGAACGGCGCGUUCCUCGUCGAGGCGCCGACGGAGGAGCUCGAGGACUUCCUGCUCGCGCGCUGCGGCGGGCUGGAGAGCACGCAGCGGCGCCGCGUGCUCUCGGAGGUCGACGCGUUGAAGCGGCGGGAGCGGCUCGAGCCGCGCGGCGUGUCGCCCAGCGACGAGGACAGCGACAAGGACGAGCUCGUGACGUGCUCGAGCACCGAGGGCGACAAGGCGCCGCCGCCCAAGGCCGCCGCGCCGCGGCCCGGCCUGCUGUCGCGCAUCUUCGGCGGCCGGCGCGCCGCGGCCGCGGAGUCGGAGGCGCCGUCCGCGGCGUCGAGCGGCGACGAGGCCGACGACGCGCCGCCGCCGCACCCCGACGACGACGACGACGACGCCGAGGGCCUGGACCACGGCGAGCGGCACCGCGUCGUCUACAGCGAGGACGAGGAGUCAAGCGACGACGACGACGACGCGUCGCUGGAAGUCGAGGCGAACGGCGAGGCCUGGAGCCGGCGGGGCCACGCCUGGCUCGGGCGCUACGUGAGCCGGUUGCUGUGGAACGCGGAAGGCGGGUGCCGCGAGCGCGCGACGGGCGUUUUGGUCGCGUGGUGCGAGCGGUCGGCGUGGGAGGUCGACGGCGAGGCGCGGCCGCUCUGGCGCGCGGCGUUCGAGGGUUGCGGCGACCUCGUGGAGCUGGACAAGGACGACGUCGAGGCGGGCUUCGUCGAGUUCCGGCGCACGCUCGAGGCGCGGCGGCGGUUGCGGCACCCGAAGCAGCGCGACUCGGCGUCGGUCCGGAGGGGCCGCGCGGAGGCGCGGCGGCGCGACGGCGAGGUCAGCGACGACGAAUCGAAGAAGGCGUCGUCGGCGAGCCUCGAGGCGCUGGAGGAGCUCGAGCGCAAGGCCGACGCGGAGCGCGAGCGCAAGCGCGGGCGGCAGCCGAAGGCGAGGAAGGAGCCGCGGCCCCGGAAGAGCCGGUCCGGGCAGCGCAAGUCGAACGCGGCCGCCGUCGCGGCGCUGCCGCCCAUGGGCCGCCGGUCCCAGGGCGAGGCGCCCGCCGUCGCCGCGCCGCCGCCGCGGCCCGCGAAGCCGCCGCCGCCGCGGACGGCCUCCGCGGCCGACGACGACGCGGGCACGCGCGAGGAGCGGAAGCGGCGCCGCGAGUGGGCCGAGACGGACGCGGAGACGCGCAAGCGCACGACGAGCGAGCAGACGCGCGCCGUCGUCGACGGGGCCCUGGCGGGGCUCAACGUCAUCUCCAUCGGCGACGCCGCGACGCUCGCGGGGCUGAACGUCUUGACGAAGCGCGGCCGCGCGCACGCGAAGCAGCAGCGCGAGCGGAGCCAGCUCUCGGGCUGCACCGUGCCGAGCCCGCGGGCGGCGGCGGCGCCGAGCCCGCGGCCGGCGGCGAGCCGGUCGAGCAGCCCCCGCGCGAAGACGCCGAAAGCGGGCGGCGGCGCCGCGCGGCCCGCGGCGGCGCGGCCGCCGCCGCCGCGGCUCAAGAUCCCCGCGGCGCUCGGCCUCGCCUGCGCCGCGGUCGUCACGCCGGAGACGUCGUCGAGCGCGUCGGGCCGGCCCGUGCGGUCCCUGAGCGGCAAGCGGUCCUGCGGCGGCUGCGCGCGGAACCCGUGCGAGCACACGUCCGCGGGCUGCUUCCUCGGCGUCGAGCAGGCCAACGGCCGCUACCUCGCGCGCGGCGACGCGCCGAAUCUCGCCGGCGCCGCGCCCGGCGCGCCGGAGCGCUUCACGACGGCCCUCGAGGCCGCGCGGCGCUUCGACAUGGUCCACAAGGCCCGGGCGAAGGCGCGCGCCGCCGAGGACGGCGACGACGUCGUCGACGACCGCGACCGGCGCAACUUCGACUGGCGCGACGCGGCCCAGCUCGCCUGGGAGAAACAGUUCCUCUCGAAGCAGGCCGCGAAGCGCAAGGACCUGAAGCGCAAGCGCGACGCGGGCGACGACGGCGCCGGCGCCGCGCCGCGGCCCCGGAGCCCGCGCGCGGCCGCGAGCCCGCGCGCCGCCGACGGCGGCGGCAUCGCGCCGCCGGACGACGAGGCCAACUGCGGCGACCGCCUGACGCGGGACGGCCGCGAGUGGUACGUGGCCUACGACGAGGAGACGCUCGAGGACGUCGCGGCCGAGCACGGCCUCGAGCCGGCGAAACUCCUCGCGGCGAACCGCAAGUGCUCCCACUUCCGCAGCGGCCCGCCGCUCCAGCUCACGUCCAAGCUCAAGCACCACACGCGCGUCCUCCUGCCGAACUAGGCGCGCCGCCGACGGCCGACGACCGCGGGCGGGGGCUUCGGACCCGCCGCGCCGCGAGAACCACAAAAAAAAUGACAAACACAAGGCGCCUCCGCUUCCCGACGAAGCCGAGCGCCGCACCACGCGAAGGCGACAAGACGAACGCCGACCGCCGGGCGCCCCGCGGACCGCCGCCGCGCGCGAGCGCGGCCGCGAGCCGCCGCGCGCCCGUCGAAGACCCCCCAAGAACUUCCCACGCCCCCUAACUCAUCAAGAAUG
This is a messenger RNA of Aureococcus anophagefferens, 2769 nucleotides long. RefSeq lists its product as hypothetical. The coding region runs from base 1 to 2511 and encodes 836 amino acids. The transcript is spliced from 2 exons. NCBI's taxonomy places the organism in Eukaryota, Pelagophyceae, Pelagomonadales, Pelagomonadaceae. The record is from RefSeq and is a predicted model, not a curated record.